This is a messenger RNA of Uloborus diversus, 9730 nucleotides long. It is a transcript of the gene rhea, whose product is annotated as talin-2-like. The coding region runs from base 474 to 8153 and encodes 2559 amino acids. Gene Ontology annotation, biological process: cell-cell adhesion. NCBI's taxonomy places the organism in Eukaryota, Metazoa, Arthropoda, Arachnida, Araneae, Uloboridae. Gene Ontology annotation, molecular function: actin filament binding; integrin binding; structural constituent of cytoskeleton. Gene Ontology annotation, cellular component: plasma membrane; cytoskeleton; ruffle. The record is from RefSeq and is a predicted model, not a curated record. The transcript has 60 exons.
AUUUAUGUAUGAAAAUGCAUUAUGAACGAUUAAGUCCGACAGCCAUAUAAGGAUUGUUCCAUCAUCCUACACUUGCUGGGUGUCAGAUUCUUCGAAGUAGGCCGAAGCGCUGUUGUGCGUGUGCUUGCUUCCCUUUACUGUAAACAUCAGCACAUGUGAAUGCCGAACUGAGUGAAAAGAUAUAGCGUUUUCCCUCAUUUUUCUCCUCUUCAUAAAAAUACUGUUCAUGAUGCCGUUCUUUCAUCGAAAAAUUGUCAUCUAGCGGUGCUUUGAACACUGGAUUACCAAUUAUUGGCAAUUUCUGCCCAGAAAACUUCUUUUACGGUGAGCGGAUUGCGGCUUUUACGGCUUCCUGUACAGUGACGUCACAUGAGCGCCAUCUUGUAGUAAUAAGGGUGUGCCGAGAAUAUCGGUGGAGUCGGGAAGGGUAAAGGCGAUCGAGUAAAGCUCGGUGACACAUCCACGAACUCAAGAUGUCCCUCUCACUCAAGGUGAGUGUGGUAGAGAAAAAUGUCGUCAAAACGAUGCAGUUCGAGCCGUCCACGAUAGUUUACGAUGCCUGCCGUGUGAUACGAGAAAAAAUAUCAGAAGGUGGCGAUGGAGGACUUGGCGAAACAAAAAACUAUGGUUUAUUCUUAGCUGAUGAAGAUCCUAAGAAAGGGGUCUGGUUAGAGUCUGGAAGGGCACUUGAGUAUUAUUUAUUACGAACUGGGGAUUUGUUAGAAUAUAAACGAAAAAUGAGACCCCUGCGUGUUCGAAUGUUGGAUGGAACCGUCAAAACUGUUUUAGUUGAUGAUAGUCAAGUUGUUGCUAAUCUUAUGGUUGUUAUAUGUACGAAAAUUGGCAUUUCAAAUCAUGACGAAUUUUCCUUAAUUAGAGAUUUUCCUGAUGAAAAUAAAGAACCUAACACAGGCACUUUGACUCUUCGAAAGGAUAAAAAAGAUAAAGAUAAGGACCAGAAAAUGGAACAGUUGAAGAAAAAACUGAAAACAGAUGAUGACAUGAAUUGGGUUGAUCAUUCAAAAACACUACGGGAACAAGGCAUUGAUGAAGAGGAAACUCUAUUGCUUAGGCGAAAAUUUUUCUUUUCAGACCAGAAUGUAGAUUCAAGGGACCCUGUGCAAUUAAAUUUACUUUAUGUCCAGGCAAGAGAUGCCAUAAUCAAUGGAACUCAUCCUGUAACUGUUGAUCAGGCUGUGCAGUUUGCUGCUAUACAAUGUCAGAUACAGUUUGGAGAUCAUGUUGAAACAAAACAUAAACCUGGAUUUUUAGAUCUUAAAGAGUUUUUACCAAAAGACUACUAUAAAAUGAAAGGCAUUGAAAAGAAAGUAUUUGCUGAACAUAAAAAGUACAGUGGCAAUAAUGAAUUAGAAGCUAAAGUGAAAUAUGUUUCUUCAGCCAGGUCCUUGAAAACCUAUGGUGUUACGUUUUUCCUUGUCAAGGAGAAAAUGAAAGGUAAAAACAAAUUGGUACCAAAAUUACUUGGAGUUACAAAAGAUAGUGUCUUAAGAUUAGACGAAAAAACUAAAGAGAUUUUAAAAACUUGGCCAUUAACUUCUGUGAAAAGAUGUGCUGCAUCCCCAAAUAGUUUUACUCUGGACUUUGGGGAUUAUACUGACCAAUAUUUAUCCGUCCAAACCACUGAGGGAGAACAAAUUCAACAGCUUAUUAAUGGAUACAUAGACAUCAUAUUGAAAAAGAAAAAAGCAAAGGAUCAUUUUGGUAUUGAAGGAGAUGAAGGUUCAACCAUGGUGGAAGAUAGUGUUUCUCCAGCAAAAGCUACAAUACUGCAACAUAAUCCUGCCGCAAAACCAUCCCACGCAAGUUCAGGUUCAGUUGCUAUUCCUGCUGUUAUGCGAGCUGGAGCUAACGGGCCUCGUUCCUACACUACAGGACAAACUCAAGGUGCUCAGUAUAGUGAAAUGAAAGGACAAGCUCAUAGUGCAUAUUCUGCUAUUCAGCCCCAACAUCCCAAGGUACAUAGCACAAUGUCUGAACCACAAAGAGCACUUUUGAGUACAAUUAGUGCUGGUAGAUGUGCUGUUGAUCGUGCUCAAAGUGAUCUCUCUGUCAAAAUAAAUCUUCCUGAACUUGGAACUGAUCCUGCUUCUGUUCAGUGGAGACAGAGUACAAUGGAUGUAAAGAAACAGAAUGUUUCUUCUCAGCUUGCAGCGAUGAAUGCUGCCACUGCUCAAGUUAUUACACUUACUUCAGGUCCUCCUGAAGAUGUAGAUCAUCCUGCUGUUGGUGCUGCUGUUACAACUAUAACCACAAACUUAUCAGAGAUGUCUAAAGAUGUGAAGAUGAUUGCAGCCUUGAUGGGUGAUGAUGUUCAAGGAGAAAAUCUGUUGGAUGCGGCUCGUAAUUUAUGUGCAGCUUUCUAUGACCUGCUAAAAGCUGCUGAACCUGAAACUAAAGAACCACGUCAGAAUCUCUUGAAUGCUGCUGGAAGAGUUGGAGAAGCUAGUCAUGCUGUUCUUCGCAAUAUUGGUGAAGAAGAUGCCAUUGAUAAAGAAAUACAAGAUAUCUUACUUGGUCUUGCAAAACGAGUGGCCAAUGCAACUGCAAACUUAGUCCUAAAAUCCAAAAAUGUUGCAAGCAAAUGUGAUGAUCAAGCACAUCAAAAUAAAGUAAUUACAGCAGCAACACAAUGUGCCUUGACAACAUCUCAGCUUGUUGCUUGUGCUAAAGUUGUUGCUCCUACAAUAACUAAUCCAACAUGCCAGCAUCAAUUGAUUGAAGCUUGUAAGGAAGUCUCUAGAGCAGUGGAAGGCAUAAACAAAGCGUGCAAUGAAGCUACAAGGGAUGAAAUGCUUCUUGGUGACAUGGGGCAAGCAAGUAGACAAGUCGAUGAUGCACUCAAUGAACUUUUGCACCAUAUAAGAACUGCAUCAAAGCAACGUGCUCAGGCUACAGUACAUGAUGGUGCAGUUGAAACAAUCUUAGAUGCUACUGACCGUUUAUUUAGCAGCACUGGUGAUGCUGGAGAAAUGGUUCGCCAAGCAAAAAUUUUGGCAACAGCAACUGCUAAUCUUAUUCAAGCAAUAAAAGGAGAAGCUGAUUCCCAGACUGAUUCUGACAUUCAGAAACGCCUUUUAGCUGCUGCUAAAAUGUUAGCCGAUGCCACCGCCAGAAUGGUAGAAGCUGCAAAGGGCUGUGCUUCUAAUCCUCAUGACUCUGCUUCCCAAGCUGCUCUUCAAAAAGCAGCUGAAGAUCUUAGAAGUGCAACUAAUGCUGCUGCAAAUAAUGCCCUGAAAAGAAAAUUAAUUCAAAGGCUAGAACAAGCUGCAAAGCAUACUGCUGCCAUGUCUACUCAAAACAUUGCCGCAGCUCAAGGGGCCAAUCAAUAUAAUAAAAAUUCUUCAUCUCAGGAAGAGCUCUUGGAAUCUUGCAAGGAGGUAGCAGAUGUCAUUCCUAGGCUGGUGCAAGGAGUGAAAAGUACAAUGAUGGAUGUGGAUAAUCCUUCUGCUCAACUUUCUUUAAUAAAUGCUUGCGAGCAAAUGCUUCAGCACGGGAACAAAAUGACUUCUGCAUCUAAAACAGCCAUUCCAACAAUAACAGAUCAAUCAGCCAGUUUGCAAUUGAGUAAUGCUACCAAGCAGAUGACCAAUGCUUUGACGGAACUGCGAUCAUCAUUAAUGAAGGCACAAGAAGCAUGUGGCAGUCUGGAAUUGGAAAAUGCCUUAGACUUAAUACGUAGUUUAGAUGAUGAACUUCUAGCAUUUAAAAAAGCUGCUGAUAACAUGAAUCUAAAACCUUUACCUGGAGAAACAAUGGAAAACUCUGCUUUGCAACUUGGAGCUAUUUCAAAAGUUGUUGGAUCUUCCAUGGCCCAAUUGCUUACUGCUGCUUCACAAGGGAAUGAAAAUUACACUGGAAUUGCUGCCAGAGACACUGGCAGUGCAUUAAAAAUUCUUACAAGAGCUGUGCGGGGUGUUGCAGCUACUAGCACUGAUAGAGAUGUUCAAACAAAAAUUAUAGAUAAUGCGAGAGAUGUAAUGGAUAAGUCAACACUGUUGAUCCAAGAGUCACAACGUGCAAUGAAUAAUCCAAGCAAUCCAGACAUACAACAAAGACUAACCCAGGUUGCAAAAUCAGUUUCAACUGCCCUCAACAGUUGUGUUAGUUGUUUGCCUGGACAAAAAGAUGUUGAUGAGUGCAUAAAAAAUAUAACUGAUGCAAGCCAAGUUCUCAAUUCUGGAGAGUUUCCACACUCCAAUAAGCCAUACAGUGAACUUCAGAGCAAUUUAAGUAAUGCAGCUGCCAAUUUAAAUCUUGCUGCCUCAGAUGUUGUUGCUUCAUCUAAAGGAUCCUCUGCACACCUUGCUACUUCAUCCAAAAAAUUUGGAAGAGCUUUCAAUGAACUUCUUGACAGUGGAGUUGAAAUAAUUGGUGGCACAAAAGAUACAGAAAUCCGUGGCUCUAUGGUGGUCAGCCUUAAGAAUGUAUCGAUGGUAUCCAGUAAGCUCCUUGUGGCCGCAAAAUCAGUUGCUGCUGACCCGACAGCACCAAAUGCAAAAAAUCAGCUUGCAGCUGCUGCAAGAUCUGUCACUGAGAGUAUUAAUAAUUUGAUCAAUAUCUGCACUUAUGCAUCCCCUGGUCAAAAAGAAUGUGAUAAUGCUAUUAGAAAUAUACAGAGUAUGAGACCAAUAUUGGAUAAUCCAAAUGAACCUAUCAAUGAUUUGAGUUAUUAUGAUUGCCUUGACGCUGUCACUGAAAAUUCAAAGAAUUUGGGAGAUGCCAUGACUGGAAUAGCUAAUUCUGCUAAAAAGAAUGAGCAUGAAAAUUUUGCUGAAGCGGUUAAUGAUGUAUCUGGUGCUGUUUGUGGACUUAUUGAAGCUUCUGCUCAGGCAGCCUACCUCGUAGGUGUUUCAGAUCCUUCAACUGUUACUGGAAAAGUGGGACUUGUGGAUGUUGCUCAGUUUGCUCGAGCCAAUCAAGCUAUUCAAUCGUCUUGUCAGCAAUUAGUAAGCUCUGCCUGCAAUCAGCCACAGAUACUUUCCAUUGCCACAGUAAUUGCCAAACACACAUCGGCCCUAUGUAAUUCUUGUAGAGUUGCUUCCUCAAAAACUUCAAAUCCUGUUGCUAAGCGUCAUUUUGUUCAGUCUGCUAAAGAUGUUGCAAAUGCUACAGCAAAACUGGUCAUAGAAAUAAAAGCUAUUGAUCAAGAACCAACAGACAAAAAUAGACAAAAUAUUUCUGCUGCUGUUAGACCUCUAAUUGAAGCUGUUGACAAUCUUACAACAUUUGCUAGUUCUCCUGAUUUUGCAAGCAUACCAGCCAAGAUAAGUCCGAAGGCAAGAGCUGCCCAAGAACCAAUUACUUCAGCUGGUAAAAGUAUAAUAGAUGGCUCUUGCAAUAUGUUGCAGUCUGCUAAAUCUCUAGCAGUUAAUCCAAAAGAUCCUCCAUCAUGGCAGACUUUAGCAAACCAUAGUACAAAUAUCUCGGACGCCAUUAAGAGACUGGUAUCAUCAAUUAAAGUGAAAGCACCUGGGCAAAAGGAAUGUGAUGCUGCCAUAGAAAAAUUGAGCGCCUGCAUCAAUGAAUUAGAUCGAGCAUCAUUAAGUACUAUUAGUCAGAAUCUGGCUCCCAGGACUGAUUAUAGCUUAAAGGGUUAUCAAGAACAAAUGGAAACAAGUGCUUCUGAAAUUUUAGACAGAAUAGACCCAGUUAGAAUUGCAGCUAAAAGUGAAGCAGAGAAAUUGGGUCAUUUGGUAACACAAAUGAGUUCAUUUUUCGAUCCACUAGUUCAAAAUGCGAUUGGCAGUGCAUCUAAAACUUUCAACUCAAAAAGACAAAUGGCGUUACUAGAUCAGACAAAGACUGUAGCCGAAUGUGCUUUGCAGUUAAUAUAUGCUUCAAAAGAAGCUGGAGGAAAUCCUAAAGCAACACACUUGUAUUGCGAAAUUGAUGACUCCGCUGAUGGAAUGAAAGAUGCUUUGCAAGAUUUACUACAGACAUUAGAACUUGCAGCCACUGAAGCUGGCGUGGUUACUGGCCUAGUUGAUUCAGUUAAUAAAUCUAUUGUGAAAGUGGAAGAACCAGUGAUAAAUACAUCUGAAAGUUCUUUUGUAGACUUCCAAACGCGAAUGGUUUCUAGUUCAAAAGAAAUAGCUAGGCUUGCUCAAGAGAUGAUCACGAAAUCGGUUGCUGAUCCUAACCAACUAGUGCCUUUAGCUGCAAAACUGGUGCACCAAUUUGCUAAUGUAGCAGCUGAUACAAGAGGAGCCAUUUCUUCUACACCUAAUCAAGAUGUUGCUAAUAGAAUCAGAAGCAGUGUACAGGAUUUAGGGACUGCUUGUAUUGAUCUUACCAAAGCUGCUGGAUCCUGCCAGAGUAAUCCCACAGACACUUACAGUCAGCGUGAUGUUUCAGAUAAUGCUCAUACAGUGACUGAAAAAGUCUCAUUUGUGCUUGCAGCUUUACAAGCUGGUUCACGAGGUACUCAAGCAUGUAUUAAUGCAGCCAGUACCGUCAGUGGCAUUAUUGGUGAUUUGGACACAACAAUAAUGUUUGCUACUGCCGGAACAUUGCAUGCUGAACAUGAAAGCGAAACAUUUUCUGAUCAUAGAGAUAAUAUUUUGAAAACUGCUAAAGCACUUGUUGAAGACACCAAAACACUUGUAGCAGGAGCUGCUUCAAGCCAAGAACAACUAGCUGUUGCUGCUCAAAAUGCUGUUACUACCAUAAUUCAGUUAGCUGAAGUUGUAAAGCUUGGAGCUGCAUCACUGGGAGCAAACAAUCAAGAAGCACAGGUAUUGCUAAUUAACGCUGUUAAAGAUGUGGCCACAGCAUUAGGUGAUCUUAUUCAAUCAACCAAAGCAGCAUCUGGAAAGAGUAUCCAUGAUCGAGCAAUGUUGCAUUUAAGGGAUUCUGCAAAACUGAUGGUAACAAAUGUUACGUCCUUGUUGAAAACUGUAAAAUCUGUUGAAGAUGAACACUCUCGAGGUACCAGAGCUCUUGAGUCAACUAUUGAAGCUAUUGGGCAGGAAAUACGGGCUUAUGAAUCAGCAGAUCCUCCAAUGCGAUCAGCAACUGCGGAAGAACUUAUUAGAUCUACCAAACCAGUGACCAUAGCAACAACAAGAGCAGUUGCAGCUGGCAACAGCUGUAAACAGGAUGAUAUAAUAGUUGCUGCCAAUAUGGGAAGAAAGGCGAUCUCUGAUUUUCUUAUGACUUCUAAGGCUGCAGCAUACACAUCUGAAACACAGGAACUGAAAGUGAGAAUUUUGAAAACUGGUUCUAACAGUGCAACUCAUUACUGGGAUCUGUUGAAAACACUUCAUUUUGUAAUUCAAAAGCCGAGCAGUGAAGGGAAAGAGCAGCUGCUAACCAUAUCAAAAACUAUUGCUCAUACAAUUCAAGAUGUUAUAUCUUGCGCUGAAGCCUUAAAAGGAUCGGAUUGGGAAGAUCCAGAUGAUCCUAUGGUGAUUGCAGAAACAGAAUUAUCUCAUGCUGCUCUUACAAUUGAUGCUGCUGCAAGAAAACUAGCAAGCUUGAAACCACGAAUAAGCAAACAUCAUGAAACGGAUGAAUCUAUGAAUUUUGAUGAAAUGAUAUUAGAAGCAGCUAAAUCUAUAGCUGCAGCAACAUCAGCAUUAGUUAAAGCUGCAUCUGCUGCACAAAGGGAGCUUGUGCUUCUUGGAAAGAUUGGAUCUAAUCCUACUUAUACAUCUGAUGAUGGGCAGUGGUCUGAAGGCUUAAUAUCUGCUGCAAAACUUGUUGCAGCCGCUACCCAUAGUUUGGUUGAAGCUGCAAACUCAUUAGUACAAGGACAUGCUUCAGAAGAAAAACUCAUUUCUUCAGCCAAACAAGUUGCAAGUUCAACGGCACAGCUGUUGGUGGCGUGUAAAGUCAAAGCUGACCCUGAUUCUCAAACCAUGCACCGCUUGCAGCAAGCUGGAAAUUCUGUGAAACGUGCUACCGAUAACCUUGUAAAAGCUGCCCAGCAGGCCAUUGAGCAUGAUGAAGAACGAAGUCUCAUCAUCAACAAGAGAAUGGUUGGUGGAAUCGCCCAAGAAAUUGUAGCUAGAGAAGAAAUCUUAAAAAAAGAAAGGGAGCUUGAAUUAGCUCGAGAAAAGCUGGCUGCACUUCGAAAAGCAAAGUAUGGAAACAGAUCCCCAGAUGAAUAUCAUGGUUAUGGCUCAACAUGAAAUUAACAGUUAUAUAUGUACUUGAGGAGCACCACAGGUCCUUAAAACAGUGCGUACAAUCAUGUAAAAUAUUACACUAGCAUUACAUUUUUCACUUGAAAAAGUAUGCCUUAUAUAAACUAUAAUAAUUUAAUAAGGCUCUAUCUUUUGUAAAAAGUAUGACUGAUAAGUAAUGUAUAAAAAAUAAGAUAAUAUACAUCUUUAUAACUCUUCCAAUAUCAAAACAUGUAUAGUAUAUGUUUGUAACUUUGUAAAUUCUUGUUGAAAGAUAAAUUUGUAAAUUAAAUGUUCUGUCAUGAACAUGUGUUGAAAUGGACAUUUAUUAAUCAUUUAUGCAUUGUUAAUUUUUCAUAUAUCACUUUUAUAUAAACCUGAGCAGAGUUUAAAGCCUUUAAUUUUAUAUAAAAAAAAUUGUUUUAGUGAUUCAAUGUUAUCUUAAAUACAUACAAGAAACUUACACAGUAUUUAUAAUGUUGUUAGACUGAUGAAAACUUAAUUUUGAUAAAUAUAUCUUGCAAAAGUGUACAUAAGAUUUGAAACUGAUGGUUUCAUACUAAACUAUUUUUAUUUGUGAAAAAGCUCAUUAUGUUAAACCAAUAAUGGUUCACUGUUACUAGUCAUUCUGCAAACAAAUUUUCAAUUUGUUUUGCAUAAUGCCUGUAUAAAAUGUGGUGCUGUAUUUGAAAAAAUGUGACAUGUUUGCAUCUCUAAUCAUCAAAAAUCUUAGUUUUGAAAUGAGUGCUUUACUAAUGUGUUAUAGUUUUGUAGAAUUCCAGGUUUUCAUUAGCUUUAAACUAAUGAUUUGUUGCAUUUAAGAAAUACUAAAUUAAUAUUUCUUUUUUUAUUCUUGUAGGAUUCCAGGUUUUCAUUAGCUUUAAACGAAUGUCUUUUUGCAUUUAGGAAAUGUUAAAUCUAAAAUUUGCAUUCUUCAAAUGAUUAGAAGGUUUUCACAAAAACAAUCAACUUUUUUAUUUGGAACUUAAUAUUCUUAACAAGUCUUGUAAAAAUAAUAUUAAUGCAAUUAAUGCUUCUAUGUUUGAUUUGAAAAACUUACAGAAAUGGCAUUUAGUUUAGCAUUUCUUUUUGUCCGAUUCAUAUCAUUUAUGUGGUGUUUAUGUUUAUUGUUGUAUCUCUGCCAAUGCUUUUAUAAAGCAUUGAAUCGUGCCAUGUUUUAGUUACCUACAUGAAUUCUCUCGAUAAAGAAAAUGAACAUCAAUGAAUUGACUUGAUCUCCCAUUAAAGUUACUGAGCUUAUUUGAUCCCAUAAUGCACAAUUAUUUUAUGCUUAUGUUUGAAAAAAUAAUUAAUAAAUCAUUUUAAGAAAAAGACAAAACUUCUAUUAAGUAGAUUGAAAUUUUUAUACUAGUUGCUUUUUGAAAUUGUUAUUGUCUUAAGUUUCUAGCCAAGUUGAAUGUGCAAUAUGAUUUCAAACAAAACAUAUGUACAUGCCCUGCUGUUUCGUCCAUAAUCAUGAAAAUUUGUUGUGAAUAAUGAAUAUUUUGCAAUUAUUCCUUUAUAAAAAGAAGAAAAAAGUUUUUACUGGACACAUGAGUUUAAUAAAAUUGCUUUGUUGUUUA